This is a messenger RNA of Geodia barretti, 1855 nucleotides long. NCBI's taxonomy places the organism in Eukaryota, Metazoa, Porifera, Demospongiae, Tetractinellida, Geodiidae. The record is from the annotation of a GenBank genome assembly.
UGGCACUUUUUAUGAUUUCAUUGUUCGGAUGUGAACGUAUUACUCCAUUGUUCUGAAACUUUUCUAAAUACUGUAUUACCUGCUAAUAGAUUUGUAUCUUUUUGUAGUGGGAAGGUGGACGGCUUAUUGGAAUGGGCUGGAACAGUAAUGAAGAUCUUAUCUGUAUUUUGGAAGAAGGCACAAUGGCUGCAUAUAGCAUCAAUGGCCUGCUUAAGUACUCAAGGCCUGUAUCUAGGGAAGUGCGUGAGCACCGUGUACUGGAUUGCAAGUUCUUUCAUACCAUGGAAGGCAGUGGCGGAUUUGCAGUGAUGACAAACUGCUAUCAAUUUUUUGUAGUUGCUGACACCUGCCGUCCUAGAGAUGAAAUUAGAGUUAAGAAAGUUGCAGAUCUACCUUCAAUGACAGUUCGUCCGAAUUGCUGGAAUGUUCUCACCCCACAAUGCAAUAUACUAGUUUCAGUGGAAGAAAAACUCUAUAUUCUUGAUCAGUAUGAAGCCAUUCCUCAGUCAGUAUUAACAAGCAAAAAAGACCCAAGUGUGUACUGGGCUGAAAUUGCUGUGUCAGUUGAUGGCAAGGCUGUAGCACUUGUGGAUAAAGGAGGCUAUUUGUGGGGUGGAACGUCGGACUUUAAGACAUGUGAAACAGAGAUGGAUCUCCAGUCAACAGCUAAAGUGCUUGCAAUGGAAUGGGGUGCAAAAGAUUUCUUUGUUCUUGUGAUGGAAAAGCUCAUAUUUGUCAAGGGAUUUGGGAAACAUUGGUGCAAGUAUCCGGGAAAACUAGGAUGCUGUUUGCAGCCAGAGGUAGAUGGCUUGAGAUUAGUAUCCAACACUACUUCUGAGUUUAUACAUCGAGUUACAAGUCAGUCCUUAGCUGUUCUGAGGAUUGGAUCUAUGGAACCUGGAGCCUUACUUAAUGAUGCAUUCAAAGAGUAUGAGGUGUGUCAUAUGUCGAGUGUGCUAUGUAUGCAAAGUAAUGUCUACUGUUUAGGGGGGAAAUGGGGGUAAAAGAAAGUCUUUGUAGUGAGCUUUUUUUUACCUUUCUGCUUGAUACUUUGGUAGUAGAUGUUCAGGUUUGCAGCAUUCUGUGUCAGAUUCAUCUGGGAAAGAAGGAUGGUACUGCAGGCAGUUAUAAAAAGGUUGAGGUUUUACUUGCACAACGUACUUCUUAUGUACAUGUGCUGUCUGCUUAACACAUUCCAUUAUCUAUGGGUUAGUGGUGUAUGGUGGAGUUAUAAAUGGUGACGUGUGUCUAAUUGUAGCUUACUGCAGACACCACAAACUAACCUCAACUUUGCACGACUGUCUCAUCUCUCUGUUACAAUUAUCUUUUGAACAACACACACACACAUAUUAGUGGAUUCGAAAGAGCCGAUCCCAAUGGGAAGAAUAACCUUUGCACUUGCACUGAAAAAUUUCCUACAAAACAGUACAGGGCACAAUUUCCUGUACACUUUACUGCACCUAUCAUGGAAAAGUGCAGGAAAGUGUAUUUCUUAACAACUUCUAUGUUUAAAGCUAAGGGUUAGCAUUGGUUUACAAAGUUAUGGCAGCAGAAGUGUACUUUUCACCCCUGGUAAAUGUUCCUGUUAAUACAUCAGUAUAAUAGCAUAUUGCUGAUUAUUUUUAUCACACUUAUGACAAAAAUUGCUGGUGAAUUUACAAGGUUUGGAGACACCCUUUAGCCUAAUGAUUUUCGCAGAAUAUAUUUUGACGGGGCUUACAAACAAACAAAGAUCUCUGUGUUUUAGGAGUUACGCUCCUAGACUUCAUUAAGUUACAAGGCAAUGAAUGUAUCAUAGUUUGUCGUUAGUUUUGCCGGAUGUCAGCUUCAGCUGCUAACGUGCACUCACUGAUUA